This is a messenger RNA of Punica granatum (pomegranate), 3338 nucleotides long. The record is from RefSeq and is a predicted model, not a curated record. NCBI's taxonomy places the organism in Eukaryota, Viridiplantae, Streptophyta, Magnoliopsida, Myrtales, Lythraceae.
UUCCCCGUUAGCACAAUAGUUGUCCUCCAGUUCAGACAAGCUCCUCGGUGUACGCGGGACCCACAUGUCCUGUCCCUGUCAGUCCCAAGACUUUUCCGUCUACCCUUCGGACAGGCAAGCUACUCGAAGCUUGAUCCCUCGGGCUCGAGCUCUAGCUCUAGCUCUACUGUUGCAUAUCACCGUCAUCUGUCGGAGACAAAGCCAAUAUGUCUCUGUCCCUUAAGCUCACUCUUUCUUCCCCGGCAACCCCUCAAACUCAUCAUCAAGCCCAGAGAAUCAACAACCUUCCAAGGCUCGACUCCUUCAGAUCCAUCUCCCGUCGGCCGUCAAGAUCGAACCUUGCGCCCGUUGCGAGGUCCGUGGGCGAGGGGUUCGACCGCCUACCUGCCGCCGAAGCCAAGGACAGGUGGGAGAGCUGGCUCUCUACGGCGGCUAGCCUGUACCCUGUCUAUGUGACCGUCGGUGGGGUUGUGGCCUGCUUGAAGCCGUCGACUUUCUCAUGGUUUGUGGAGCGUGGCCCCACUUCUUACAGCUUGUCCCUUGGGCUCAUCAUGCUGUCUAUGGGGCUGACAUUGGAGCUCAAGGACCUGUUCGCUCUGUUCAUGCAGAGGCCCCUCUCGAUACUCUUCGGAUGCGCUGCUCAGUAUACAAUUAUGCCACUUCUAGGAACGGCCAUUAGUAGAUUAUUGGGGCUUCCACCUUUGCUCUCGGUCGGCCUGAUAUUACUAGCUUGCUGCCCUGGUGGUACUGCCUCCAACGUGGUGACUUUAAUUGCUCGAGGCGAUGUUCCUCUGUCUAUCAUAAUGACCGUGUGCACCACUUUUGGAGCAGUACUCCUCACUCCUUUGCUGACCAAGAUCUUGGCAGGAACUUAUGUUCCUGUCGAUGCCUUUAAACUCUCGAUGAGCACAUUACAGGUAGUUGUUGCUCCAAUUCUCUUGGGGUCUUAUUUACAGAGUACCUUUCCCCGGGCAGUGGAAGCGGUGAUUCCUUUCGCUCCUCUGUUUGCUGUUUUGUUAUCCUCAUUGCUCGCAUGCAGUGUCUUCUCAGAGAAUAUUAUCCGACUUAAAUCCAUGUUCGUUGGUGCUUCGUUGGCGUCUGAUCUCUCUCCAUUGCGUCGAAUUACGUCUUUGUUAUAUGGAGAAGUAGGCUCGGUGAUCCUUUCGGUGCUCCUAUUACACUUUGGCGGAUUCUUUGUAGGCUAUAUGUCUUCGGCCAUUUGCAGGUUCAAAGAACCACAGCGACGAGCAAUAUCAAUCGAGGUGGGCAUGCAAAAUUCUUCACUGGGAGUGGUCCUCGCAACUUCACAUUUCACCUCGCCUUUGGUCACACUGCCAGCUGCUGUAUCAGCUGUCAUCAUGAACAUCAUGGGCAGCAGCUUAGGUUUCUUCUGGAGAUACAUCGACCCAUCUGAUCCAAAUAAGAACACCCUUGAGCCCGACAAGACCCGGCCAUAAAAAAUGCCAAUCGUCUUGGUCCGAGAUUGAGGCCAAACCUUAAAAUUCUCCUCCUCGGAGUGUAAUGUUUCUAGGUUGUGCUAUGUGAAGUUCUUGAACUGCUCAAUUCUAUAAAGAAACCAUGGUUCCAUUUCUUAUCCCUCCUAUGUUCUUGUUAGUGAGAGCUUUGGGAUGGCCGGCGUGAGCGAACAUCUUGCUGGUUGUCUUCACACAUAAUCUUUUGUUUAAACAAGGCAGUGAUCAAUCAUUGCAUUCUCCUAUAGAAGAAAGCAACCAAUAACUUCUGGUCUCCCUCCUUGAUUUCUUCUCCAUAUAAAAUUAUGGAACAUGAUAAAAACAUGGGCAACUGCAAAUAAAAUAUUGAACAUUGCCCCCACAUUUCUAAUCAUUUGAUUGCUUGGGCUAAACAUUUUGACCUGGCGAGUUUCUACCGGGCGCCUAAUGGAUAGUUCCAAUCUCUUGUAUGUCGUUGGAUUAACUAUUCAUGAUUGGAUUAAAAUUAUAAAAAGUUGAUCCGAUGGUAUAAAAAGUUUGGGAACUUUUCCUUCGGUGGAAGUACGCUUCUAUAGAAUGGAAAGUGACGCAAAUAUUGAGUGGCUAAUUGAUCCAUAGGAAAGCAUGAAACCUGAGGUAUGUCCAACAUUAGAAUAUUCCUCCUUAAAGCCUGCAAAAGGCGAGAUUUCCCAUCUCUAUCUCCCUCUUUAUAUUCUAUAUAUUCCCUCUGUUGCAAUAAAUCAAGACAGCAGCUGAGAGGAGAUCUGCAGGAGUUGCUGAAACUUCUUCCACUGCUCAGGGUGGACUGGGCAAGAUAUGGGUUGUAGCUCUCCAGAAACAAAGGAUUUCAUGGCGAAGAUUGGAGAGUCGGUCUCAGACUGUGGUCUUAUGCAUACGACCGUUGCACUGAGGAAUCAGUCGUCGGAAAUGUCCGGCAAUGAUGAUCAUGGUGGGAAGCCGAGGUCGGAGAAUGACGAUGUAUCCGGCCAACGAGGAACUGUCCAUUUCCUGCAAGAAGACCUGCCCAGAGAAGCUCAAACCAAGAUUCCGGCAUCCCCAGGAAAGAAAACAAGUACUACUGAAGAAGAUCGACUCUCAAGGCAUGGCGGCAUAAAUACGAGGACUCGGCCUCCUUCUUUGCUUGAGCAAGGUUUACUCCCAGAAUUCAGGAAGGGACCAAGCCCAUUUAGCUUCUCCGCAUCCUUACAGCUGACAAUAUUCUAUGCUGGCACUGUUCAUGUCUACGAUAAUGUUUCAUUUGAUAAGGCCCAAGCCAUUGCGCUUCUUGCUGGUGAAAGCUCUUCUCCCAAGUGUGGUUUUGUUCCUCGAUCAGAAGAAACCGAGAAAAGGAUUCAUAUAUCUCAACCUCAUCUACCGUCGAUGUUCAAAUUAGAAGCAGAUCUGCCAGUCGCGAGGAAGAACUCACUUCGCCGUUUUCUUGUUUUCUUGAAAAGCGUCAUCACAGGAUAACAAACAAGACACCAUAUGCUGCUGCAAAAUCGGACCAUCCCCCUGAAGUUCAGGCAACGUCAACAGACGCCAAGGCUCCGAGUGCGAAUGCCAACUCCUCUCUUUCACCCUUCCCUUGCCAUCUAUGAUACUUCUCUCCCGUACCAACUGCUAAGGGUUCUCAAUAAGAAAAACAUCCUAUUUUUCUACGUGGCAGUUGUUUCCAUGCGAGUUAACGAACCUCUCCGGUGUAUCCAACCUUAAAUAUAGUAUUACGUUUUGCUACUCCAGUUAUCACUCAUCGAAAUCAUAGCGAAACUCAUUUCAGUGGGCUGGAGUCAUCAACUUUGUACAUGCUCCAAGCCAACGGUCUAGCACGAGGACAAUGUAACUUAGCGGAUGCAGCUGGCAAUGUAUGUUAAUAUUAUAUUGGUGAUC